GGAAGGUUUGCUAAGUUGGGGCUGUCAUCAUGGCUCAUAGAACAGUGCAGACAGGUGGGGAUCUGCAAACCCAACGCGGUCCAGGAGAACUGUAUACCGCCCAUCCUAGACGGUCGGGACUGCAUGGGUUGUGCCAAAACUGGCAGUGGUAAGACUGCUGCUUUUGUGUUGCCUAUACUGCAGAAACUCUCUGAAGAUCCUUUUGGAAUAUUUUGUCUGGUGCUCACACCAACCCGAGAAUUGGCUUAUCAGAUUGCAGAACAGUUUCGAGUUCUAGGCAAGCCACUAGGUUUGAAGGACUGCAUCAUCGUUGGAGGAAUGGAUAUGGUUGCCCAAGCCUUGGAGCUCGCCAGAAAGCCACAUGUUGUCAUAGCUACACCGGGUCGGCUAGCUGACCAUAUUCGGAGUUCUAACACAUUCAGCAUCAAGAAGAUUAGAUUUUUGGUUCUAGAUGAGGCAGAUCGUCUGCUGGAACAGGGUUGUACAGACUUUACUCAAGAUCUGCAAGUCAUUCUUGGCGCUGUUCCUGCCCAGCGACAAACUCUACUGUUCAGUGCCACCUUAACAGACACCUUGCAAGAGCUGAAGUCUGUUGCCAUGAACAAACCAUUCUUCUGGGAAUCCACUUCAGAGGUGCGGACAGUAGAACAGCUAGACCAAAGAUACAUUCUGGUGCCUGAGAAGGUGAAGGAUGCAUAUCUGGUUCAUCUGAUCCAGAAAUUCCAGGAUGAGCAUGAGGACUGGUCCAUCAUAAUCUUCACCAACACCUGCAAAAACUGUCAAAUCCUGAAUAUGAUGCUUCGGGAGUUCAAUUUUCCAUCUGUGGCGCUGCAUUCUAUGAUGAAGCAGAAACAGAGAUUUGCUGCACUUGCAAAAUUUAAAUCAAGUGUUUUUAGGAUUCUUAUCGCAACAGAUGUGGCUUCCAGGGGCUUGGACAUUCCCCACUGUCCAAGUAGUGAUCAACCACAACACACCAGGCCUACCCAAGAUCUACAUCCAUCGCGUAGGAAGAACAGCAAGAGCAGGACGCAAUGGCAUGGCAAUUACUCUGGUAACACAGUAUGAUAUUCACCUGGUGCACGCAAUAGAAGAACAAAUCAAUAUGAAACUAAAAGGGUUUGCUGUAAAAGAAAGUGAGGUAUUACAAAUCCUUACUCAGGUGAAUGUGACUCGAAGAGAAUGUGAAAUUAAACUGGAAUGCACAGAUUUUGACGAGAAGAAGGAGAUUAACAAACGGAAGCAGCUCAUUCUGGAAGGAAAGGAUCCUGAUCUGGAAGCAAAAAGAAAAGCAGAGCUUGAAAAGAUUAAAAAACAGAAAAAGAAAUUCAAGGAGCACAUUGAAGAAACCAUGCAGAAGAAACGAGAUGCUGUAGUGCGCAGAAAGCUGCAGAAGAAACGCCUGAGACAAAAGAAGAAGGCUGCCAAAUCGCAGCAGUGA
This is a messenger RNA of Staurois parvus, 1438 nucleotides long. The record is from the annotation of a GenBank genome assembly. NCBI's taxonomy places the organism in Eukaryota, Metazoa, Chordata, Amphibia, Anura, Ranidae.